Messenger RNA from Arabidopsis thaliana (thale cress), 2811 nucleotides. RefSeq names its product putative DEAD-box ATP-dependent RNA helicase 29. The transcript has 11 exons. Lineage: Eukaryota; Viridiplantae; Streptophyta; Magnoliopsida; Brassicales; Brassicaceae. The coding region runs from base 130 to 2667 and encodes 845 amino acids. Gene Ontology annotation, cellular component: nucleus. Gene Ontology annotation, molecular function: ATP hydrolysis activity; RNA helicase activity; RNA binding. The record is from RefSeq and is marked reviewed.
GGUAUUUUGUGAGUCGUCUCUUUUCUUUAAACCCUAAAACCCAGACUAACAAAACUCGCGUCGAAGUCAUCUUCUUCGCUUUUAAACCCUAAUUUUGGGAUUCCUCUGCAGUCGUAAAGUCUGCAUACCAUGGUUGAAGGAAAGGGCUUCCUCGUGAGCUCAGUGACUGAGCUUCACCGUAAAGAGAAACAGAAGAAGAAAGGCAAAUCUGGAGGAUUCGAGUCACUAAAUCUCGGACCUAAUGUCUUCAAUGCAAUCAAGAAAAAGGGUUACAAAGUUCCUACACCAAUUCAGAGGAAGACGAUGCCGCUUAUUCUCUCUGGCGUCGAUGUUGUCGCUAUGGCUCGAACCGGUUCUGGAAAAACCGCAGCUUUUCUCAUCCCUAUGCUUGAGAAGCUCAAACAACACGUUCCUCAAGGAGGUGUUAGAGCACUCAUCUUGUCUCCUACUCGUGACUUAGCUGAGCAGACUCUGAAGUUCACCAAGGAACUUGGCAAAUUUACAGAUCUUCGUGUAUCCUUACUGGUUGGUGGAGAUAGUAUGGAAGACCAGUUUGAAGAGUUAACAAAGGGACCUGAUGUGAUUAUUGCUACUCCUGGGAGACUUAUGCAUCUUUUAUCUGAGGUUGAUGAUAUGACGCUAAGGACGGUUGAGUAUGUAGUUUUUGAUGAGGCAGAUAGUCUGUUUGGUAUGGGGUUUGCUGAACAGUUACAUCAGAUUCUAACUCAGUUAAGUGAGAAUAGGCAGACUUUGCUAUUUAGUGCCACUUUACCAAGUGCCCUUGCUGAAUUUGCAAAGGCUGGUUUGCGUGAGCCUCAGCUUGUUCGUUUAGAUGUUGAGAAUAAGAUAAGUCCCGAUUUGAAGCUUUCGUUUUUGACUGUACGACCGGAAGAGAAGUAUUCUGCAUUGCUGUACUUGGUUAGGGAGCAUAUAAGUUCAGAUCAACAGACCUUGAUAUUUGUUUCGACAAAGCAUCAUGUGGAAUUUGUCAACUCAUUGUUUAAGUUGGAGAAUAUUGAGCCAUCUGUAUGUUAUGGUGAUAUGGAUCAAGAUGCACGUAAGAUUCAUGUAUCAAGGUUCAGAGCGAGGAAGACUAUGUUGUUGAUUGUGACAGAUAUUGCUGCUAGGGGUAUUGACAUACCAUUGCUUGAUAAUGUUAUAAACUGGGAUUUCCCUCCGAGACCGAAGAUUUUUGUUCAUCGUGUGGGAAGAGCUGCCAGGGCUGGUCGUACAGGCUGUGCAUAUUCCUUUGUUACACCUGAGGAUAUGCCAUAUAUGUUGGAUCUUCAUCUGUUCCUCUCAAAACCGGUCAGGCCAGCGCCCACUGAGGAUGAGGUCUUGAAGAACAUGGAAGAAGUAAUGACCAAAACUAGUCAAGCAAUUGAUAGUGGAGUCACCGUCUAUGGUCGUUUCCCACAGAAAACCAUUGAUCUUAUCUUUAAUAGAACCAGAGAAAUGAUUGAUUCAUCUGCAGAAUUAGAUUCCCUUGAACGAACAUCCACCAAAGCUUUUCGCUUGUAUUCAAAAACAAAACCCUCACCGUCAAAAGAAUCCAUUAGGAGAGCAAAGGAUUUACCACGAGAAGGCUUGCAUCCCAUCUUCAGAAGCAUUAUUGAAACUGGGGAAUUAGAGGCAAUGUCGUUUUUCCAGAAAAUUAAAAAUUUCAGACCCAAGCAAACGAUACUUGAAGCAGAAGGUGAAGUUGCCAAAUCCAAACAUGUGAAGGGUCCCGCUGGCCAAUGGGUUGAUGUGAUGAAGAAGAAAAGAGCUAUUCAUGAGGAGAUCAUCAAUACAAGACAUCAGCAGAAUCAAAAGACUUCCAAUAAUCAUUUGGAGAUGGAAGCUGAACCUACAACUUCUUUUGUUGAUGGCACAGUAGAGGGAAGCAAAGUAAGCGGUAAGAAAAGAAAGGCACAAGAAACCUUCAAGGACGAUGAAUUCUUUAUCAGCUCCAUACCAGUAAAUCAUCAUUCAGAGGCAGGGCUAUCUCUGAGGGGUAACGAAGGAUUUGGAUCGAAUAGGUUGGACGCUGCUGUUCUAGAUCUAGUUGCAGAUGAUGGGCAAGGGAUAAAGCAGCAACAAUCAAAUUAUCACUGGGACAAGAAAGGUAAGAAGUACAUCAAGUUGAACAAUGGAGAUCGAGUAACAGCCAGUGGAAAGAUAAAGACAGAGAGUGGAGCUAAAGCGACUGCAAAGAAGACAGGGAUAUACAAGAGAUGGCAAGAGAGGUCUCACAAGAAAGUAUCCCGAGACAGCGGUGAUGCAGACGAAACCACACGAAUGUCAGGUAGAGGAGGCCGAGAUGGGAAGAGACGGCAAGGAUCAGUGCCUAACGCACAUGUUCGUUCAGAGAUCAAAGAUCUGGACCAGGUGCGUAAGGAGAGACAGCAAAAGGCAAACAAAGUUUCUUAUCUGCAGAGCAAGAGAGGCGGAAGAGGUGGAAGAGGUGGGGCCAGGGGAGGCCGUGGUGGUGGGGCCAGGGGAGGCCGUGGUGGCAGCAGGGAUUUUGGUGGUGGAGGAAGGGAUUUUGGCAGUAGCAGCGAUAGAGGUGGAAGAAGUGGCGGUAGGGAUUUUGGUGGUCGUCGUGGUGGUGCUAGCACUAGUAGCAGAGGUGGUAAGAGAGGAGGAGGAAGAGGAGGUGGAGGUAAACGUGGGAGAGGAAGAUAGUCAUGAAGAAGAAGACUGUCUUCAAAACUUUGAGCUUAGGCAAACUAUUACUUGCCAAAUUGUUAUAUCACUCACCGAACCUUCUCUACUCAAAUUUUGUGCAACACUUUAUAAUCUUGUUUUUUUCUGCAAUUUUGGUUUUCA